AUGCAGUCUCACAAGCGUGCAGCCCCUGUUUCUUUCAAGGGCAUAGUCCGUGGCAUUCCUUCGUUUGCAAGCGUCGUGAUCCUCUUGAAUGCGGUGAUCAUGGGGCUCGAGACGGACAUCCAAUCCCCGAUAUGGGAAUGGACUGAGCAGAUGAUGCUCUCCUUCUUCGUGCUGGAGGCAGUCCUCCGCGUUAGGCACCGUGGGUGGGAGUUCUUCACCAGCUCUGAGGAUGGUGGUUGGAACAUCUUGGACAUGACCAUUGUCGCGGCCGGCGUCAUAGACGACUGGGUGCUCAAGGCUUGGAGCUUCAUCACACAGAGCAGCCACAGAGGUGGCGGCCUCAGCAAGCUGAUGACGCUGGCGCGGCUACUGCGCCUGAUGAGGAUCCUCCGGCUCGUCCGUGUCGUGAGGGCCAUUCGGCCGCUCUACAUGCUGGCGAUAGGUGUGGUGCGCGCGAUGCAGAGCAUGUUCUGGGUUCUUGUUUUAACUUUCGUGGCGCUGUAUGCCCUCGCGAUUCUCACGACGCGAGCGAUUGGCAGAGGAGAGCUCCUCAACUCCAUGCACGACAUCCCGGAG
Symbiodinium sp. CCMP2456 is the source of this 576-nucleotide messenger RNA. The record is from the annotation of a GenBank genome assembly. Lineage: Eukaryota; Dinophyceae; Suessiales; Symbiodiniaceae.